Amaranthus tricolor (Joseph's coat) is the source of this 5124-nucleotide messenger RNA. Its product is annotated as protein BREAST CANCER SUSCEPTIBILITY 2 homolog B-like. Gene Ontology annotation, biological process: double-strand break repair via homologous recombination; regulation of DNA-templated transcription. Lineage: Eukaryota; Viridiplantae; Streptophyta; Magnoliopsida; Caryophyllales; Amaranthaceae. Bases 264 to 3584 code for a protein of 1106 amino acids. The record is from RefSeq and is a predicted model, not a curated record. The transcript is spliced from 19 exons.
AUAUUUUGAAUAAAAAGAAAACAAACUGAUAAAGUAUUAUUAUAAAUGAAAAUAUAAAAUGAAAAUGAAACAUUUAAUAUUUAAUAUGAAUUAAAGGAGUACCUUAUUAAUAAGAAUUCAAACUUCCCGCCUUAAAAGGAAAAUUUCCGCUAAAAGCAUUCCAUUCCGAAAACAUCCGUUCUUAGAGUAAUUGAGAAGAGGGAAAAAAGCCCUAAUCAUACAAUUUCACCGGGAAAUUGAACAAUUUUCUUCAACGAAACCGGAUGGUGAAAACUUGGCAACUAUUUUUUGACGCCGGAGAUGAACCCCGGUGGGAAAUCUCUCCUCUUCCGGCACCUUCUCAACACCAUAAUCAACUCCACUCCUCUCCUCCUCCUCCUAAUCUCCCUUCGUUCCACGAUGUUUUACUUCAAGGAUGUUCGAAGAUUCUUGGAUGUUGCGAGAAGCGUAAUGUUGAAGGGUUUGAUACUCCCAUGUUUCGAACUGGAUCAGGGAGCUCUGUUGUUUUGAAGAAAUCAUCUAUUGCUAAAGCGUCUUCUGUUCUUGGUGAUGAUUUUUUCGCCGAUUUUGAUACUGGAAAAUCAAGCUGUAAAGGAAAUGAUUUUAGUUCUCCAAAUUCCAUGUUUCAAACGGGUUCAGGGAAGAGAGUAAAUGUAUCAUCAGCUGGACUUCUUAGAGCUAAAACUUUGCUGGGUGUACAUGAAAUUAACGAUGAUUGCACCUUCCAAAGCAUUCAGCCUCCAAAGAAGAAAUUAUGUCGAGUGCCGACAGUCUCUCAUGAAAAAGGGACUGAGAAUAAUACAUUCUGCUCAAAGUUGCCUUUUCAUCUGAAGAAUAAUUCAUCAGAAAUUGAUUUUGUUGAUAAAGAUAUUGGUAAACUUAUACGACCAGAGUUUUCUGAUUCCACUAUGAAACCAUCUGCAAUUAAGUUCCAAACUGCUGGUGGCAGGUUAAUAUCAGUUUCUAAAGAUGCUUUACAGCGUGCCAGAAACCUUCUUGGUGAUCCAGAGAUGGACAGUCUUCAAAAUGACGGUGGUGAUGGUGCUUCCAUGUUUUCAUUUAUCAGUCACAAUAAUACUGAUGGGGGUGCUUUUAACAAGGAGAACAACACUGGUUCUUCCCAUCAAUGUAAACAAAACCCAAAGAUCUUUGUAUCACCAAUGAAAUUGUCUUCUCACAAAAAACCAGAAGGAAAAUCCGAGACCUUGAUCUCAGGAACCAACUUAAGGAAAUUUGAUGCUGAGGCAAGCAUUAGCCACUCAAAUGACAAACCAUCUUUAUCCUAUCUGAACCCUUUCCAAGAAAAGCUCGAUGUUUUUGAUGCCACAGCUCAAAACUCUAUGGUGAACAGUCCUGGUCCUAGUUCACAUUUUCAUAAAUCUUCAAAACCAUCUGGCCUGCCUUUAACUGAUAUUACAAACACUACAGCAAUUGCCUCUGGCAGUAAGAAAGGAACAACCAAUGAUAUAAAGAGACACGGGAGAAGAAGUUAUGUUUCACCUUUUAAAACACCAAGGAGUUCCAAGUUCAUCACAUCAUUGAACUGUAACCAGUUCUUAGUUCCUGAUGGAUUGUCUGGUAGGGAAAGUGAGGCUCCAUGUCCCCGGAAGAAGUUGUCUACCCAUUAUCCAUUUCGGCAUUCAAGGUUAUAUAUCAAAGAUUUCUUUAAAGUGCCACCGCCCUACACAAAGGAGUUGGAGCAUCUUUCUGCAGAAGUGCGUCAAUUGAAUCCUCAAAAUUCAGAGAGAUACUCAUUUUGUGAUGGAUCUCAGUCAAUUGGUGUUGAAAAUUUCUACCAUAUGUUGGUUCAGUCUGGAGCUUCAUUGCAAUAUGCAUCAAAAGAGUGGGUUGCAAAUCACUACAAGUGGAUUGUGUGGAAACUUGCAAGCUAUGAGAGAUGUUAUUCACCUAAAUUUUUGAAGAAAUUUCUUACGGUUUUGAAUGUGUUUGAGGAGUUAAAAUAUAGAUAUGAACGUGAAGUUAAUCAUGGUCAUCGUUCUGCAAUUAAGAAAAUUCUAGAAGGAGAUGCAUUGCCUUCUUCUACACUGGUGCUAUGCGUUUCAAAGAUAGAAAAUCCAAAUCCAAGUUUGGAAGGAAAGAGUAGCAUUUCCACUAUAGAGCUUACUGAUGGGUGGUACUCAAUACGUGCACAGUUGGAUCACUUGCUGUCAAAGCAGCUUGCAGGUGGAAAAUUAUUCGUGGGACAAAAACUACAGAUAUGUAGAGCAGGGUUAAAUGGCUGGGAUGGACCUGUUUCACCUCUCAAGGCAUUGCCUACUGUUAGUUUAGUGAUGCAUAUGAAUGGAACAUACAGAGUUAGCUGGGAUGAACGUUUGGGAUUCUGUAAGUGUCCAUGUAGAAGUGCAUGUGCACCUUUGGCAUUUAGGUGUAUCAAGGAUGGUGGAGGUAUAGUCCCUUGUACUAUUGUCGGAAUCACAAGGAUUUAUCCUGUUCUUUAUAAAGAAAGGUUGAGGAAUGGAGCAUCUAUUGUAAGGUCUGAAAAGUUGGAGGCUUCUUUUGCUCAGCUACAUAAUCAAAGGCGCUCUAACAUCAUAGAAGGUAUUACAUCAGACUUUCAGAAAGAUUCAAUCGGUUCUUCCAUUGAGGAUGACUAUGAUAGUGAAGGGGCAAAGAUUCUAAAGAUGCUGGAAAGUGCUGCCGAACCAGAACUGUUGAUGGCUGAGAUGAGUCCCGAGCAACUAGCACUAUUCUCUAAAUACCAAGCUAAAGUUGAGGAAAAAAGGAAGGCCGACUUGCAAAGAUUGAUUGUGAAAGCCCUUGAAGAUGCAAGCUUAAACGCAAGAGAUGUAACCCAAUUUAUGCGAGUGAGGGUCGUUGGACUAAAAAAUAAAGGACAGCGCGAAGGGGAAGUCCUAAGGAAGGGUUUAAUUACAAUUUGGAAUCCUACCGAACAACAGAAGCUUGAACUGGUAGAGGGGGAGGCUUAUGCUAUUUCAGGCCUUACGCCGUUGCAUGCUGAUUUAGAUACACUUUAUCUACAUGAUAGAGGACGGAACAAUAAAUGGAAGAAAUUAACUUUGAAAGAGAGGGAACUAUUUGGGCCCUUCUUCGAUCCUCCCAAGCCGGUAUUGUUAUCUAGAAUAGAGGAAGUCUCCAGUGAAUUUGAUACUGCUGUGUUGGUCUUACACGUUGGACCAGAGCUCUUAUUUGGUCAGCACAAGAAGCAAUGGGUGUUUGUUACCGAUGGAUCUGUCUGUGAGUUACAAACAGAAGAAUCGGAAGUCUCGUUGCUGGCCAUUACCUUUUCUACUACUUGCACAGGCGAUGAUUCAAUUUCUCCAUUUAAUUUUAACCUCGUUGGGAACAUAGUUGGCUUUCGUGAUCUCACAAAGAGAGACAAGGAUCACGGGAAUUGUAUGUGGGUAGCAGAAGCUACAGAAAAUUCAACAUAUUACCUAAACUAUGAUCAUCCUUCUUGCUCACAUCUUAAAGAUUCAUUUGAACGGGUCAAGAGAUGGAAGCAGAGUGCUAGCGUGACAAUUGAAAAGCUCCGGACGAAGGUUUUCCAUAUACUUGAUGGUCCUGCUCCUAAGGCUAGAACGUUGAGGCUGUUGUCUGAUUAAUUGAUUGCCUUCUCUCAGCUUUUGUUGGCGCGUAUACCUAAUGAAUAAGGAAGCGUUUGCAUGAAUGACAUGUGGAAAUGUUGAAUAUAGUGUAUGAGCUCUGUAAAUUCAGUUAGCUUCUCCGUGUAUCAAGUCACCACCCAAGUUCAGAGUUCAGACUAAUUGGAUGAAGCGCUCGUCAAAAAAAGAACCAGAUGAAGCAUGUAUCUAAGGGUUGUAUUUGGCCUUGUCUGGAAUCUCAUGAUACGCAUAACACACAAUUGAACCUCUAUGUUGCAGGGUGGACCUUUUUUGUUCAUGGACUUGUGUCGAUUCUUGUGCAAUAGUAUAAUCAAUUAAUCAAAGGCUAACUCAAGUGUUCAGCUGACGAAGGGUGCUUUGGAUGCAGAUGCCAUUGCGUAGGAGUUACUUGAUAUAGCCUUAAACCGCAUUCAUCUCUGUAUGUUUCUGCUAUUUGAUUCGACUACGUAGUGUGAACCGGUAUAGUUUUUGUAGGAUCAUACCAGUAUUGUACAGGAGAGGAAACAUGAUAUUUAAUGAAUAGUAUGCGUCAGAGUAUUGAUUCAGCAUCAUCUGUAAUUUUCCCAGCCCAAUUCUGUCCCAAAGGAAUAGCAAAAUCAUUGUCUAAAAAGAGCAUCCGUUUUACACAAACUGAAGUUGGUUUACUCAAAGGUGAUUGGAACUUGGAAGCAUUUUAAGGAAGGCAAGGAAGGAGAGGGGAGGUUGACAAGGGGUUGGUUUGAGCUUAAUUUUAUAUCUAGGGUUGCUGUAGGCUUUUGUUUAUUUUGAGCUUAAUUUUAUAUCUAAGGACUAGGGUAUGAGGUUGACAUUGAUAUAUCUAAGGUUUUUGUUGACCUUUGUGAAUUUUGAGCUUAAUAUUAUCUUUAAGGUUGUUGAAGACCCUCUUACUUCAUCUAUUGUAAAAGGCACGCUUGGGAGAAUAAUUGAAAUUAACUGCUAAUUUUAUUGCGUUUUGUAUCCCAUUAUUAGUAUGAGCUUAGCUUAUGUUUGCCUUUUAGCAUUUUAUUAUUUGAUAGGUGAGUUUGUACAUAUUAUUAUUGAAAAAGGAAUAUUUUAGAAAAGAAAAAAGCCUAGCUAAUUUGAAAUAGUUAAUGAGUGCCAAGAAAAAAAAAUAAGAGAUGAGAAGAGGGAAUUUUCAAUUUUUGCAUCUCAUAUUGCUAGGUGUUAGUGACAUAAAAAAUGUGAGUCAUAAGGUAGGGAAUUAGGUAGACCAUCAUUAGAGGGAUAAUAAAAUUUUCAUAAAUUCGUGAGAUUUUUAAUUUUUAAAUCUUUGGUGGUCAUUAAUUGUAGAUUACAUUUAUUUCUUUUGUCAGUAAGUUUUUUUUUUUUUUUUUUUUUUUUUUUUUUUUUUUUUUUUUUUUUGCUUUAAUUCUUCACUUGUGUCUUUUAAAUUGAUAGAUUUUAAGCUUAUAUUUAUGUGCAAUGAUAUACUUAUGUCCAUGUUUUAUAUCAUAUCUAGACUUAUAGUGUUUAUUAAUACGUCCAAACUCAAGAGUAGAAUUUAUAUCUACGUAGAAGG